AUGUCGGUCCACCACGCGCGGCUCAACAACCAAAAGUUUAUCCAGCUCGAAAACGAGGCACGCUUCAAGAGCUUCGGCGAGCGCAAUGCGACGGCGGCCGGCGAAGGCAGCUCCAGCAGCCGGCGACGAGGCUGGUUCGGUAGGAAGAACAGCUACCGCGGCUCGGUGAGGGCGCCGUCGCAGUCCCACGACGGAACCAGCACGACGCCGUCGUCGGUGCCCUCGGCGUCGACGUUUCUCAAGAAGCUGACGCUGGCGGGCAACCUGUCGUUUAACAUUGCGCGCUCGUCGGUCGACCGACAGGGCGCGGGGAGCGGCGGUGGCGGCAACAGCAUGUACACGCUGAAUUCCUCGUCGUCGGGCGCGUCCCCCCUGCGGUCGCCAUCUGUCAGUAUGGCGGAGAGCGGGCGGCACUCGGCGAGCCCGAGCACCGAAAACAUCAAAAUCCGACUGCACCUCCUGCUGGUGGCGGCGGCCAAAUGGGAAGACUACGGCAACUGCAGCCUGCAGAUCCGGCGGCCGCCGCCCGGGUGGCGGCAGGCGCUGCGGGCCAACCACGGGCUGGAGAAGCGGGUGACGGUGACGACGGUGCCCAAGAAGGAGUCGGAGGCGCCCAAGGUGGUGCUGGACGCGGUGCUGGGCAGCGGGUGCUUCUCGGGCAUGGGCAGCAGGGGCAUCGUGUGCGGCGUGUGGGAGGAGGUCAAAGAUGGCGACGGCGUCGUGGGCAUGGUGCCGGCGACGGGGGCGACGGGGGGCAACAUUAAGAAGUGGUGUUUUCAGCUCGCGACGGCAGGCGAGGCGGGAUGGGUGUUACGGCUGCUGCACCAGGAGGUUCUCCGCGCUUGA
Messenger RNA from Hirsutella rhossiliensis, 846 nucleotides. RefSeq lists its product as uncharacterized. The record is from RefSeq and is a predicted model, not a curated record. Lineage: Eukaryota; Fungi; Ascomycota; Sordariomycetes; Hypocreales; Ophiocordycipitaceae. The transcript has a single exon. Bases 1 to 846 code for a protein of 281 amino acids.